AACAACAAGGAGCAGAAGAAGAAGAAGAAGAGCAACAUCAACAAAGUGCAACAGCGCCAUUUUACUUUUCAUUCAUUGGAUUUGAGGCCUUUAUCGUUAUCGGAUAUACAAAGUCUCAUCAUGGUUAAAAUCUUCAUUGGAAACCUUGCCUGCAAUACGACAGCGGAGGAGCUGCGGGAACUCUUUGAGAAGUAUGGCAAAAUCACAGAAUGUGAUGUUGUUAAAAAUUAUGGCUUUGUGCACAUGAGUAGCGUGUCUGAGGCAGAAGAGGCCAUCCGAAACCUCAAUCAGCAUCAGUUACAUGGCUGGCGAAUGAAUGUGGAGAUGAGCAAAGGCCGUCCCAAGUCCACCACCAAGCUGCAUGUUGGCAACCUCGGAGAAGGCGUCACCAAUGAUGACCUACGGGCAAAGUUUGAAGCAUUUGGCACAGUGGUUGAGUGUGACAUAGUAAAAGACUAUGCAUUUGUGCAUAUGGAGAGAGUUGAGGAUGCGAUGGAUGCCAUUGUAAAACUGGACAACACAGCCUUCAAAGGCAAGCUGAUGAAUGUACAGCUCUCCACCAGUCGUCUUCGCACAGCCCCCGGAAUGGGAGAUCAUACCGGCUGCUAUGUCUGCGGGAAACAUGGUCACUGGUCAAAAGACUGCCCAAACAAUCGCAAUGGUAGCCUGAGUGACGGACCGAGAGGAGGUCGCAGCAGCUAUGGCCUCCCACGCGGUCCCCCGGGGUAUGGUAGGGGCAGCUAUGGGAUGGCCACAUCUUCUUCAACAGAUUACAUGGGUGGCCCUUCGUACAGUAGGGCUAGUUAUGUAGGUGGGCCGCCGCUGCCGCCACCUCCCCCUCCCCCUCCCCCUCGUAGGGUCAGUGGCUACAGUUCUGAAUAUACCAGUAGAGGCUCCUUCCUUGAUAGGCCAUCGGCACCUUACAGUAGUGCUGACUACUAUGAGAAGUUCAGAGCUCCCUCUUUUGGCUCAAGUUAUUUCGAAGAUCGCCGUAUGUCCUAUAUUGCCCCUCCUCCCCCACCCUCCUCUUCCUCCCUCUCAAAGCAUUCCGCUUUAGAUCCGUAUGACCAUCGGCCUCCACCUUCAACAGCUGCAACAGCGUACUAUGCACAAGCUGGAAGCCCAAUUAGGCGUGUUCCAGCCUCAACAACAGGGUAUCCAUAUGAGCAAACACGGCUGUCACCAGUGUCGUCCUCCAGAAGCUCCUACUCCAUUUCACGAACUAAGGACCAUUAUUCAGCACGCUAUGCGCCUUACUAAAUCCAUGGUGCUAAGGUGAGCAAUACAGUAAGUCUGCUUGUGAACUGCAGGACUUUUCAUUUCUUCAGGAUGCAAGAUUCCAUCGGUCUUCGCGGUGUACAGCAAAAGAAAGUGUAUGAGAUGCAGAAAGUCAAUCAGUUUGGCAUCUCCGAGGCACCUGAGGUGGUGGUGUUCAUCAGAUGAAUCAUCCUUUCAUAUACAUGCGCCUAACCUGUCUUCAAUACAGACUGCAAAGGAUUCUGAUGAUUAUUGAUUAUCUACCUGUAUCUAUCUGUAUGAUACCGUGAAUUUCUCAUAAUUAUUUUUUUCCAUCAGUCUACAGGUUUUCAUCUAAUGUCUUUUUUUUCCUUAAUCUGUGUUUCUUCCUCACAUGAAGCAAAUGGUUUUAUUUAAUGGUUUUGAACUGUUGGUCAUUUGUAAGUGACAAAUGGUCUUGAUUUGUCCACACAAAGGCUGGUGUCUGUUGAUUGGUGCUGAAGACUUUAGUCUUUGCCCUCAACACACAUCUAGCCUGGUCUGAGUUACUUACAUGGAUGUAAUUCAUGAUGCGUUGUUUUAGUUUUUUCUGAAGUGCUUUGUGGGCAGUAGAGUGAAGUUUUCAGUAAGACAGGUGUUGCAGUAAGAUGUAAAGAAACCUGCAAACCUGUGGCUCAGUGAAAUGAAUGUACACCAGUGACACAGUUCACACCAAGGAUGACUUGAGAAAACAUUUUCAGUAUCCAUGUGACUGACUCUGACUACUCCUUAGCUUGAGCUUGAAGAGCCAAGGUAAGACAAAUACUCUCAAACAUUCCAGCUUCUCAGAUUUACUUUUCCCCUAAUGAAAUAUGAAAUCGACAGUCUAUUACACCAUUUAUGAUGAAUAUAAGUUCUUU
Sphaeramia orbicularis (orbiculate cardinalfish) is the source of this 2135-nucleotide messenger RNA. RefSeq names its product RNA-binding protein 4.1-like. Lineage: Eukaryota; Metazoa; Chordata; Actinopteri; Kurtiformes; Apogonidae. The record is from RefSeq and is a predicted model, not a curated record. The coding region runs from base 121 to 1260 and encodes 379 amino acids. Gene Ontology annotation, molecular function: RNA binding; zinc ion binding. The transcript is spliced from 4 exons.